AUGGGCUCGAACUACAUUGGUAAGGAUUUUCUUAAACUACCUACACCCUGCUUCGUCAUAGACGAAGCAAAAUUUGAUGCAAAUUGCCUCAACAUGAUAAGAAACGUUAGAGAACUUGAAACAGCUAGUGGAAAAGACAUCAAAUUUCGCCCCCAUGUAAAAACUCACAAGACCAUUGAAGGGUUGGCGAAACAAUUAGGUCAUGGGCUGGUGGCAGUCAAUGAAACUGAAGAUGCUAUUGUGUUUUCGACAAUCAAGGAAGCCGAAGGUAUUUUAGAUUAUCAAGAGGAGAGUGGUAAUGUACUUGUCCGCGAUAUCUGCUACAGUUUACCUGCAUGCAUCCCCGAAAUUCUUGAAAGAUUAGAUAGGUUGUCAACUAGGGCUUCAAAUCUAAGGGUCUUCGUGGAUAAUAUCGAGCAUUUGAAUAGCCUCCUAAAAUUCGGUCCAACUUCAUCUGGCAAAAAAUGGUCAUAUUUUAUCAAGAUUGAUAUGGGAACUCAUAGAGCAGGUCUUAUGAAUGGUACUAAAGAGUUAGAAGAACUUCUCUCAAGAGCAUCCGCUCCAGAAAUCUCGGAAGUUGCUGAAUUAUAUGGUUUUUAUGCACACGCAGGCCAUAGUUAUUCCGUUACCAACAUUUCCGAAGCCCAUGAUCUCUUAGUAGAAGAGAUUCUUGCAGUAAACGAGGCUGCCAAGCAUUAUUCUAGUAUAAAUCCUCAAGCCGAUGUUAGUUCAUUUGUUCUCUCAGUUGGGGCAACUCCAACUUCUGGCUCUUUAAAACUAGCUGAUCAAGCAUCCCUCAUCGAAAUCAUCAAAAAUAGUUUGGUUGGGAGGCUUGAGAUUCACUGCGGAAACUGCUGCAUGUACGAUUUACAACAAUUAUCGACUGGUUGUGUCCAGGAUUAUGAAAUUGCAGGCUUUGUCCUGGGUAGUAUUGUCUCUGUUUAUCGUUCUCGUGGCGAAGUUUUGACAAACACCGGUGUCUUGUCUUUAACAAGAGAGACGUCAAGAUUUCCAGGGCACGGAAUUGUUGUCGACCCUGGGGAAAUCUUGAAUAAUGAACACUAUGAAAAGAAAUGGUUUGUAGAAAAGGUAAGUCAGGAGCAUGGUAAGUUAAAAAGACUGGAUGAAAAUUCCAAAUUCAGUGCUCCAGAAUUGGGAUCCAAAAUUGCCAUUUUACCACAGCAUGCUUGUAUAGUUGCUGGUUGCUUCAACUACUAUUUUGUUAUUGAUAGUAAGGGAAUUGUCACGGAUGUGUGGAGACCUAUUAGAGGAUGGUAA
This is a messenger RNA of Lachancea fermentati, 1278 nucleotides long. Lineage: Eukaryota; Fungi; Ascomycota; Saccharomycetes; Saccharomycetales; Saccharomycetaceae. The record is from the annotation of a GenBank genome assembly.